AUGUGAAACCAGAAUUGCACAAACAGCACUACUUUGCAGUCUGUGAUCAUCGUUCUUUAAAGUCUGAGGAAACACCACAACUGUUCCAUAUAUUUUUAAAAAGAAUGCGAUCGUCAGCAGUUGAGAAGCUUUGCCUGGCCCUCGGGGUCCUCGGGUUUGUUGGGGUCAUUGUGUGCUGCAGCCUACCUUGCUGGAGAGUGACUGCCUUUGAAAAAACAAGUUUUGUGACCCAAAAGGUGGUUCAAGAGGGUCUUUGGAAGAUUUGUGUAAAGGAGGGAAACAGACAGAAGGUUUGCAGUUUGUACGACUCCCAGCAGCAGGUAUCCCCUGACCUGCAAGCUCCACGAGUCCUGGUUGUCUUCAGCUGCAUCCUCAGUGGGCUCAGCCUCUUCAUCCUGUUCUACGGUGCCAUCUUUACCAAAUAUGCUCAGAACGAAGACGCCAAGCCCAGAAUCCUCAUGGUGGCUGCAGUGGGCCUGCUGCUGGGUGGCUUCAUGGCGAUCAUCCCAGUCAGCUGUUCGGCUUAUAUCACUUUAAAAGAUAUCCUCCAACCUGGGUCACAGAUCUUUCAGAAGACAAAUAUUGGAGUGUGCCUCGAUGUCGGCUGUGCAGCAGGUAUGCUGCUGAUUCUGACUGCAGGUCUGGUCUGCAGGCUUAGCAGACCCAAAUACAGCAGCUCAGGAGGAAAAGCAAAGUGCUACAGCAGCAGUGCUUCAGCUCCAGACAACAAUUAUGUGUAGAAGCUUUAUGAAAGAGACUGGUGUCCACUAGAUGGUUAGAAAAGGAAAUGGAAUAGAGAAAAGUGGAAAGGGGACACCAGAGAUUGCUGUGUAAACACUGCCGGCUAAUAAUUGCAUGCAAAAAAAUUUUUAAAAUUCUGUUAACUCUGUUCAAGGUUGUUUUUUUUUGUUUGUUUUUUUUGGCAAAAAAUGUUUGACCUGUAUAUUUGAUUUCUUAUAUAUUGGGAAAUUUGUAUUAUUCCCAUUAGAGUCCUUGAAAUGGUACCCUAGAGAAAUACUGAGAUACAGAAAAUGUCUUUGUUAGUGGAAUCAGAUAUCCGUGUUUAUUUUCAAUAUAAUAUUUCAGCUGCCAAAAAAUGUGCUUAUUAAAUCCCUUUUUAUGUUUUUGCCAUUUCAUUUAUAAUUUCUUUAUUCCUAUUCAGAAAGCUGCCAGCUUAAUUCCUAACCAGAUGCAU
This is a messenger RNA of Cyprinodon variegatus (sheepshead minnow), 1195 nucleotides long. Its product is annotated as claudin-4-like. Gene Ontology annotation, biological process: cell adhesion; bicellular tight junction assembly. The transcript has 3 exons. Lineage: Eukaryota; Metazoa; Chordata; Actinopteri; Cyprinodontiformes; Cyprinodontidae. Gene Ontology annotation, cellular component: bicellular tight junction; plasma membrane. The coding region runs from base 105 to 740 and encodes 211 amino acids. Gene Ontology annotation, molecular function: structural molecule activity. The record is from RefSeq and is a predicted model, not a curated record.